Molecule: messenger RNA, 516 nt
Organism: Parascedosporium putredinis
Lineage: Eukaryota; Fungi; Ascomycota; Sordariomycetes; Microascales; Microascaceae
Source: the annotation of a GenBank genome assembly
AUGCAGAUAGGUCUUUCUCAGAGUGCCAUUUUCGACGCAGUGGAGGCCUCACUUGAGCGACUCGGAAGCACCGACCUAGACGUUCUACAGAUCCACCGCUUCGACGAAACUGUACCACCAGCCGAGACGAUGCAUGCCCUCGAUUGCUUAGUCCGAAGUGGCAAGGUUCGAUAUAUCGGUGCGAGUUCAAUGUGGGCCUACCAGUUCGCUCUCCUGCAGUCCACGGCCGAGAAGUACAGAUACACAAAAUUCGUAUCCAUGCAAAACCAGUCCAAUUUGCCUUAUCGGGAGGAGGAGCGUGAGAUGAACAGAUACUGCAAUGAAACCGGGUGGGCCCCAUUCUCAUCAGGCUUGCUUGUCCGGCCCUUGGCGGAGAAUGUAAAUUCUCUUCGAUCCAAGUCCACCAAGAACGGUGCGUUCUACGAAGAUGAAGACUCUGUCGCAACAGACGUUAUUAUUGCACGCGUAGAGGAGGUCGCUAAAGAAGAGGGUGGCCCAUGUGCCACGUUGCGCUAG